Sinocyclocheilus anshuiensis is the source of this 3655-nucleotide messenger RNA. RefSeq names its product VPS50 subunit of EARP/GARPII complex (gene vps50). Gene Ontology annotation, biological process: retrograde transport, endosome to Golgi; endocytic recycling. The coding region runs from base 104 to 3076 and encodes 990 amino acids. Gene Ontology annotation, molecular function: SNARE binding. The transcript has 29 exons. NCBI's taxonomy places the organism in Eukaryota, Metazoa, Chordata, Actinopteri, Cypriniformes, Cyprinidae. The record is from RefSeq and is a predicted model, not a curated record. Gene Ontology annotation, cellular component: EARP complex.
UGACACAUGGCACCUGUCUAGCACUGCAAGAACUGAAUCGCCGUUUGACAGAAAAAGACCAUAGGAUACAUCGCGUUUACUGCUUAGUGUUUUCAACUCUACGAUGCAGAAAAUCAAGUCUUUGAUGGCUCGUCAGGGUCUGAAGAGUCCCCAGGAGAGUGUGGUUGACAUGAGCCCUGUGGAGAGCUUCAGGACCCCCAGCAAGGAGGAGCUGAGGGAAUUGAGAGAACAACCCACUGAUCCACAGGCAGAACAGGAAAUCAUUGAUAGCAUAGAGGAAGUGUACUUCUCCAGUGACUCCUUUGACAUGGUGCAAUACGAGCUUGAGAAACUCCCUCUGGAUUUGAACCUUCUGGAGCUUGAGGAGUACAGAGAUAAGCUGAAGAGACAACAAGCAGCUGUAUCUAAAAGAGUGGCGGACCUCAUUUUGGAGAAACAGCCUUCCUAUGUUAAGGAGCUCGAGAGAGUGACAUCUCUGCAGACCAACUUGCAGCUGGCUGCAGUCAUCUGCACUAAUGCACGAAGGCAGCUUCGUUCUGCUAAAGAAGGCUUCACUGAAGCCAGUCUGGGGCUGUUAGCCAAUCAGAGACGACGACAGCUGUUGACAGGAUUGUUGAAGUCUUUGAGGACCAUAAAGACUCUGCAAAGAACUGAUGUUCGACUGAGUGAAAUGCUGGAGGAGGAGGACUAUCCAGGCGCCAUCCAGCUGUGUUUAGAAUGCCAGAAGGCUGCCAGCACUUUCAAACACUACAACUGUAUAAGCGAGUUGAAUUCCAAACUGCAAGACACUCUGGAGCAAAUCGAGGAACAGCUAGAUGUGGCGCUGUCCAAAACCUGCAAGCACUUUGAUGUCUCUCACUACACCAAAGUUCAACUGGCAUAUAAGCUGCUGGGCAAGACACAGACGGCCAUGGAUCAACUGCACAUGCACUUCACCCAGGCCAUCCACAACACUGUCUUCCAGGUGGUGCUGGGAUACGUAGAGUUGUGCGCCGGCAACGCCGACACCAAGUUCCAGAAGAUGCAGUACAAGGACCUUUGCACGCACAUAACCACAGACAGCUACAUCCCCUGCUUGACUGACCUCUGCAAGGCCUUGUGGGAGGUGAUGCUCAGUUACCAUCUAACCAUGCAGUGGCACGAUGAGCACUACAAAGAAGACGAGGCAACUCCUGGAGCGGAUGAUUCCAGCGCAGAGGGCUCAGACGAAUCCACCGUGGGCCGCAGCUAUGUGAAAAAGAAGCUGGAACAUGGCUUAACGCGGAUCUGGCAGGACGUCCAAUUGAAAGUGAAAGCCUAUUUGCUGGGAACAGACGUGUCCAACUUCAAGUACGACGACUUCAUUGUGGUUUUGGAUGUUAUCAGCAGGUUGAUUCAGGUGGGAGAGGAAUUCUGCGGCAGCAAGUCUGAGGUGUUGCAAGAGUCCAUUAAGAGACAGAGUGUAAACUACUUUAAGAACUAUCACAGAACCCGCCUGGAGGAGUUGCGAAUGUUUCUUGAAAAUGAAACAUGGGAGUUGUGCCCUGUGAAGUACAACUUCAGUAUUGCCCAGCUUCACGAGUUCAAGUUCAUGGGUCAGUGUCGUUCUCCUUCAGUAUCUCCCAGCAGGCAGCCGGAAUCCACAGAGCCGGUGGAGCUUUUUCUGUUUGAGCAGUACCUACAGGGAGGAAAUCCUUUUGAGAUGCAGAUAGACAAUAAGGAAGAGGAGACAGAAGAUGUCCUGGCUUCUAAUGGGUAUGAGUCAGAUGAGCUGGAGAAGAGUGUGUAUCAGGACUAUGACAGUGACAGUGAUGUACCUGAGGAGCUGAAACAAGACUAUGUAGAUGAACAGACAGGAGACGCUCCAGUGAAGAGCGUGUCCAGAGAGACACUUCGCAGCCAGAAGAGGUCCGACUACAAUCUGAACCGAGCCAAUGCCCCCAUCCUUACCAACACCACCCUCAACGUGAUUCGCCUGGUUGGAAAAUACAUGCAGAUGAUGAACAUUCUGAAGCCCAUCGCCUUUGAUGUCAUCCACUGCGUGUCUCAGCUCUUUGAUUAUUACCUGUAUGCUGUCUACACCUUCUUUGGCCGCAAUGAUAUGCACUUCCAAUCUGCAUCUCUGCCUUCACAAGGCUCUCAACCUGGUGCGUCCAGACCGGUGGUCCCUAUCUAUUGGUAUGAAUCAUCUGGGCUGGGUUUGAUCAGCAGCAGACUGAGGACGACGCUCAGCCGAAUCCAGGAGAGCCUAAUAGACGUGGAGGCUGGAGGGGAGAACGCAGGUCCUCACGCAUCUCCUGAGGAAAGGAAGGAGAAGGUCCCCAGUCCUCAUCUCAGUCAGCUGGUGGUCCUGACGGCUAGUGAUACGCUUUAUGGCUUGGCUGAGCGAGUCGUCGCCACUGAAUCACUAGUUUUUCUGGCAGAGCAGUUUGAGUUCCUUCAGCCUCAUCUCGACACCAUGAUGCCUUCAGCCAAGAAGCCCUUUCUUCAGCAGUUCUACUCACAGACUGUAUCUACAGCAAGCGAGCUCCGCAAACCCAUUUACUGGAUUGUGGCGGCCAAAGCCAUAGAUUACGAACAGAUGCUGUUACUGAUGGCGGGAGUGAAAUGGGACAUUAAAGAGAUAAUGUCACAGCACAACGUCUAUGUGGAUGUCCUUUUAAAGGAGUUUGAGAAGUUUAACCAGAGACUGGGAGAUGUGUCGAAAAUAGUUCGGAUUCCUCUGCCUGUGUCCAAUGUCUUAUGGGAGCACUGCAUCCGUCUGGCCAACAGGACAUUAGUGGAGGGCUAUGCAAAUGUGAAGAAAUGCAGUAAUGAAGGACGUGCGCUGAUGCAGCUGGACUUCCAGCAGUUCCUGAUGAAGCUGGAGAAGCUCACCGACCUCAGACCAAUUCCAGACAAGGAGUUCGUAGAGACCUACAUCAAGGCAUACUACCUUACUGAGAAUGACAUGGAGCAGUUCAUCAAGAACCACAGGGAGUACUCUAUGAAGCAGCUGACUAACCUGGUCAACGUCUGCCUCGGGUCCCACAUCAACAAGAAAGCGCGACAGAAACUCCUCACAGCUAUCGAUGACAUUGACCGGCCGAAAAGAUAAAUAACUGUCACCAAACUCCACAGAAAACACACAAACACACCUUCACUGUUACUUGUCCAGUAUCUAUUAUCAUGCACGGCCUGCAUUUUUUUUUAACCAUGUAAACGUUUGCGGUUUCUGUUUACAUUUUAUUACGAAUGUAAGCAGGACGUGCUCUGACUACGUUUGAAGCGGUCAUUUGAAUGGAUAAUGGAUAAUGAAGGUGUUAUUAGUAUCACUUGAAUCACAACACAAAUGAAUGACUCAUGCGCUAUCAUAAACAUAGCUGUGGCUAAGCAACCAUGUUCUUCUGCCAUAUUUCCCUUUUUGAGGAAUUUGUGCUGGAUCUGCAUUUUUAAAAUGAUACUAAAAUUCCCUCUAACGCACUGAGACUCCAUCUCUGACACUUUACACAAAAAGCAUGUGCGUUCCUUGUCUGGUUUUGAAAGGUCACUGUCAUUUCGCUAGCUGUGCGUCACUGGUCUCGCCCUGUUACAGAUUCCAGAGACGUAUUGUAGUGUUGUUGUCAUUUGUCAUGAAACACAUUUGUGCAGGAAUGUGAUUACUUAUAUGUUAAUAGUAAUAAUAGAGCAAGACUCU